Messenger RNA from Emiliania huxleyi CCMP1516, 300 nucleotides. RefSeq lists its product as hypothetical. The record is from RefSeq and is a predicted model, not a curated record. NCBI's taxonomy places the organism in Eukaryota, Haptophyta, Isochrysidales, Noelaerhabdaceae. Bases 1 to 300 code for a protein of 99 amino acids. The transcript has 2 exons.
AUGUGCUGCGGCACUCCCUUCGCCCAGCUGGCGGGGCUCUUCGACUCUGGCAAGCACCACUGCCGCUUGCUCGGCCUCCUCGUCUGCAGCGGCUGCUCCGCCCACCGCGCCGUCCUCAAGGCUGGCGAGGCGCCGGCGCGCGCCGUGGCGGCGCUGCACGAGCGCGGCGAGAAGCUGGCCAACUUGGACGACAAGUUCGCGAGGUUCGCGGACGACGCGGAGGACUUCGCCGCCGCCGCGCGCAAGCUGCGGCGGCAGCAGGAGUCUGGAAUGUUUGGGCUCGGGUUCGGCGGCUUGUGA